AUUGGCGGCUAACCUCAUGUAGCCGGCUGUUUGUGUCGAUGCUAAUGACAACAACAAUACGGACCUUUCUUCUGAACUGGAUUGUUAGAGCCAACAGUGCGGUAUACGGGGAACUGUCAACAGCUAGUUGACCAGCACUCGUUGAUAAAUAUCCUCCAGUUUUGAUUUAAACAGCCACGCAGUGUUGCGGAGCAUCGUUGUAAAGUAGCAUUGUGGAGGUGGAUCCAAACAUGAGUCUGGCCGUGCACCGGGAACCUCGAAAAACUGCGGGGAACCGCAUGUCCAAACUGUUGGACGCUGAAGAGGAAGACGAAUUCUACAAAACUACUUAUGGAGGCUUCAACGACGAAUCAGGCGAUGAUGAGUACCAUGGGGAUCAUUCUGACACGGAGGACGAGGUGGACAGUGAUUUCGACAUUGACGAAGGUGACGAACCUGAUAGUGACCAGGAAGAUGAUGCUCCACGCAGGAAAAGUCGAGUUGUCACAAAGGCUUACAAGGAACCGAUAAAAGUGGCCAAGCCAAAACCAAAAAAACCCUCAGAAGAAACAAAAAAGACUGAGAAGAGUAAAGUGGAACUUAAAAGGCGGAUACCACAGGAGUUUCACGAUUUUUCUGAAACUCGGAAAUCAGUGCGACAGUCCACCAGUGAACACACACGUAAGACUAAUCUGCGCUUGCAAGAGCGACAGGAUGCCCCUCGGCGACGGAGAGGAGCACAUCGUGACAGGCCACUCACUCAAGACGAGUUGCUAGCAGAGGCCAAGGUCACAGCUGAGAUCAACAUACGUUCACUGGAAAACUAUGAGCGCUUAGAGGCAGACAAGAAGAAACAGGUCCACAAGAAGAGACGUUUUGAAGGGCCAACUAUCCGCUACCACUCUGUUCUGAUGCCCAUCGUCUCGCACUCUGUUCUCAAAGAGGAGAAUGUUGAUGUUGAAGGCUUGGAUCAGGAAGUUCCUCAGUCGACUCCCACAAACCCCUCCACAACACCCCAGCAAGCAGCAGGAGGGCUAUGCUCCCGCACCUACAUAACCUUCAGUGACGACGACGCGUUUGAGUCUGCGUUCGCUCCAGAAGCACAGUCCAGCCCUCAGCUUCCUGUGCAGGAGGUUUGUCCUGUCACCCAUAAACCAGCGCUUUACAGAGACCCGGUCACAGAUAUACCUUACGCAAACGCGCGAGCCUUCCGCAUCAUCCGAGAGGCUUAUCGCAAAUAUGUUGCUGCGCAUGGAUUUCCCAACACGCCUGGAAGUUCUGCUGGACCGGUGUCUUCAUUGUCGAAAGGCCCCAGACAAAAAACUGCAGUCAAGCAGGGGACAGUUUCUGCCUAAAUGAUUGACUUCUACAGCUAAAACAGGUCGGUAUUGGGAUACAUUUCAGGUUAGUGUAAAUUGCAUAUGUUGUGCCUCAGUAAGAUUUAUGGAGCUAAAUUGUCUUUUAUUCAGUUUACUGUAUGAAGAGGUGACACUUAAAUAAAAUGUUCGACUUCUGACCUUGCUUCUCAACAAGUGACUGCAUUAUCGACAUCAGCACAACUGUAUGUGUCCUCGUCCUCCGUCAAAGGAACAUUGACAAAAGACGGUCUGAAUGAACCUAAACCUCUCGAGUCCUGGCUGGACUCUA
Messenger RNA from Synchiropus splendidus (mandarinfish), 1626 nucleotides. It is a transcript of the gene vps72a, whose product is annotated as vacuolar protein sorting 72 homolog a. The coding region runs from base 231 to 1334 and encodes 367 amino acids. Gene Ontology annotation, cellular component: nucleus. The transcript has 6 exons. Gene Ontology annotation, biological process: regulation of DNA-templated transcription; chromatin remodeling. Gene Ontology annotation, molecular function: ATP-dependent H2AZ histone chaperone activity. The record is from RefSeq and is a predicted model, not a curated record. NCBI's taxonomy places the organism in Eukaryota, Metazoa, Chordata, Actinopteri, Syngnathiformes, Callionymidae.